This is a messenger RNA of Striga asiatica, 438 nucleotides long. The record is from the annotation of a GenBank genome assembly. NCBI's taxonomy places the organism in Eukaryota, Viridiplantae, Streptophyta, Magnoliopsida, Lamiales, Orobanchaceae.
AUGGAACAAGAAAUUUCGUUAGACCAAGAAGAAUAUUUUGGUAUUAUGUUAGGAUUACCUGGGUUGUUUUUGGCUGACCCGGAUCUUUCGUUGAGGCAGAACAAGGUCCUGGAUUAUGCUGAUCGGCUCGUGAAGAAACAGAUGAGGGCCGUGUGGCUGUUUCGUGAGGCUGCAGCUAAGCAUGGCGGCAUUUUGUGUGAGGGUGGGCCCGGUGAUGGCUGUGGACACGAGAUUCUUAGACACCAGCUUCUAUUGAGCGGUUUGAAACUACUUACUGAGAUAUUAGCGUGGCAGAAAGAGAACACUUAUUUUACCGAGAUAAACAAUGUACACACAGUUCGAUUUCUCACAUGCCUCACAAAAGGAAAUUAUGUCAAAAGCUCAAGCGUGGUUCCCCCAUCACUGGGAACUCUUUUGCUUUCAAAUUCUCGAAAAUAG